Molecule: messenger RNA, 1526 nt
Organism: Stylophora pistillata
Lineage: Eukaryota; Metazoa; Cnidaria; Anthozoa; Scleractinia; Pocilloporidae
Source: RefSeq, a predicted model, not a curated record
AUGCCUCACAACCAGGCUCAGAUGUGGUGUGGGAGUUGUGUGAACUUAUACAAAAGUGCAGUGAGUGUAUCUGGUGGCAGAAUCUAUCACAGAAUAGAGCAUGUACUGAAGAUGAGGAGGAUUUAGAAGAUGAUCAACUGUUAUGCUCACAGCAAAGCAAUGAAGACUAUUUUGCGGACACUGAGGAUUGCUCAAGUGUUUCAUCUGGAAGUGAUAGUCCCUUGUCUGAUUCAGAAAAAUGGGAUGAAUCUUUAAGUGCAAGCAGCUAUGAUCCAGACAGUGAAGGAACUAUGCAAGACACUCUUUCAACAAAUUUUUCUGUAGCUCCAAACAACGCAGAGGUUGAGCAAACAAACCAAGAUGUUGCACAAGAAAAUUCUCAUUCCCAGGAGGAAAUUGUAGAACCCACCCAGGAUGUUGAACAAGAACAGACUCAUUCCCUCAUGGAAGUUGUAGAACCCACUCAGGAUGUUGAACAAGAUCAGUUGGUUCGUGAGAUCUGUCCUUCAUGGAGUCCUUUGGAGGGUGGAGGACAUUUCCAGAUAUCUGUGAAAAAAGAUCUUUCCAAGCACGUUAAAUCUGGAUAUGCCUUUUUUGGAGAUGAGCUGGUUAAUUUAGAAAAUUUUAACAGUUUAACUUGGAAAGGGGUAAUUCCAGCUUCCCAAGAACCAGGUGUGGUUGCAGUGCAUGUUUUUUCAGAUACCACGCAAUUUCUGGGUAAAACCACAUUUACGUAUGAAGAUAUGCGGAAAAACGUUGUCUCCCAAGCAGUAGACCAAGGUGGAGACGGGCUGUCUGAUCUGUUGUCUCUGAUUGCAAAACAUGUUUGGAGUCAAAGCUCAUCUAUGAAGCAAAAUUCAGAGCAAGCAACAGGUGCUCUGAAUGGUAGUUGUCAGAAGAGACCUUCACCAGCCGAGAAUAAUAUCAUGGAUGACAAGUGCGAAGACUUUGGACAAUACUUCCAAGAUAUAGUGAAAUGGUUAUCAGAGGAAAGCUUCCACCCAGGUCAUUCCAAUACAGAUGUGUGGUUGAAACUUUCCAAAGCUAUUUAUGGGCUAUGCAAAAAACUGGAUUCUGCGGGAGAUGAGCAGAAUUUUACAAGCGAUCAGCAUGCAUCCCCUCAAGAAAGUGAAGCCAGUUAUUUUGCUGAUGCUGAGACUUCUUCAUGUACAUCAUCCAACAGUGCUUCAUCGCCUGAUCCAGAAGACUGGAGUCAACCUCCCAAUGCACCAUUGACAGGUUUCAUCAGUCAGCCUUCAGUUCCUAAGACUGAGGAUGAUGGGAAUGAGAAGCACCCUUGGUGGAAUAAGUCUUCUUCGGAACCACACAGGACAGAUGACAACCUACUGAAUGAUGACUAUAAUGCAGUAGAGGAUAUAACUAAAAAAUUUGAGUCAUUCCCUGCUUUGCAAAAUGAUACAGAUCAUCACAGGGACAGUGAAUUGAACACAGCUUCUACUUGGGGGAAAGAUAAAAAAACACCUGCUGUUCAAGAAUGUGAAGAAACUGCUCACUUUGAAACCUAG